GUUUUCCAUAUAGCUUGCAUUUAGCAAAAAUACGUUUUGUUCCUUUUCUCCAAUUUUUUCAGUUUUUUGGUUCCUUGUAUUUCAUUUCCUAGUGUGUAUGUGUGUUAUUUGCCACUGUGAAUGUUAUAUUUUUCAAAGAAUUCUUCUACAAGUGAAAUAAUAUUUAAAAAAACGCGAAAUAUUUCAAAUCAACCACGAAAAAUCUAUACUUCAAAGAUUAUUAGUGCGAUCUAUGUGUGUGAUGGAAUGGUCACUUUAGUUGAAACGAAUAAAAAAAAUUGUUAAAAAUUCAAUAUUUUCCUAUUAAAGAAUUUCAAAGAUUAUUUACAUUAUUAAUAGCUUCCUUUUCUCUAUCUCGAUCGAAUUAAAUUAAUAAUAAACGUGUAAGACUUUAUUUUCGAUUGCCGACGCUUGGCAUCUUUUUCACGCAAAAAGCUGAAUUUAACAUAUUAAAUAAAAUCGAAAAGAAUCCAAGCAAAUUGGGUGGUUCCUCAAAUGCAGUUUAAGCAGAAAGCGUAUCGUAUAUAUGUAUAAAACUUAUAUAUAUACUCCACGCUCAUAUCUAUAGAUAUACACACAUUUUUAGGCUCGAUAAACACCAAAGCAAUAUUCCUUCAAAUAAGAAACAAAAAAAAUACCAACUUUAAUAUAAUACAAAGAAUAUCAACUUUUAUACUGCAAAAAUUUCCAAGAAAUAAAAUUAUUUGCUAGUGAUUUUUACAUUAAAUUGUACCGAUAAAGAGUGAGAGGAGAAUUUUUUGAACAAUAUCUCAGCAUAAAUUGACGAAUAGCAACAAUAAGUGAUAAAAUGGCGUUAGACGGACAACAAAAUGGUAGUGGAAAUGGUCAAGACGAAUCAAAAACUAAUUUGAUCGUCAAUUAUUUACCACAAACAAUGACACAAGAAGAAAUUCGAUCCCUGUUUUCAAGCAUUGGCGAUGUUGAAAGUUGUAAAUUGAUUCGUGAUAAAGUGACCGGGCAAAGUUUGGGCUACGGUUUCGUAAACUAUCAACGUGCUGAAGAUGCAGAUAAAGCCAUCAAUACUUUGAACGGCUUGCGUUUACAAAACAAAACUAUAAAGGUGUCGUUCGCUCGACCAAGCUCGGAAUCAAUCAAAGGUGCUAAUUUGUAUGUGUCUGGUUUGCCAAAAAAUAUGUCACAACCUGAUUUGGAAUCGUUAUUCAGCCCAUACGGACGUAUCAUAACAUCACGUAUUUUAUGCGACAAUAUAACCGGCUUAUCAAAAGGUGUUGGAUUCAUACGUUUUGAUCAGCGGUGCGAGGCCGAACGAGCCAUCAAAGAGCUGAAUGGAACGAUACCGAAAAAUUCGAAUGAAGCAAUCACCGUGAAAUUUGCAAACAAUCCCAGCAGUAAUAAAACAAUGGCCCCGUUAGCCGCUUAUCUUACACCGCAAACAACUCGACGUGGAUUUCCGGGUCCAAUACAUCAUGCCACCGGACGAUUUAGAUACAGUUUGAAUUCUAGAUAUUCGCCAUUGGCUAACGAUAUUUUGGCUAACUCAAUGCUGUCGUCGAACCCAAUAAAUGGAUCAGGCUGGUGCAUUUUUGUAUACAACCUAGCACCAGAAACCGAAGAAAAUGUUCUUUGGCAAUUAUUUGGACCUUUUGGCGCCGUACAAUCAGUUAAAGUCAUACGAGAUUUGCAAUCGAAUAAAUGCAAAGGAUUUGGAUUUGUGACAAUGACUAACUACGAGGAUGCUGUUGUUGCAAUUCAAUCACUAAAUGGAUAUACUUUGGGCAAUCGUGUAUUACAAGUCAGUUUUAAGACCAACAAAACAAAAACAAACUAAACAUUAAAUUUAAAAUAUCAACAAUUUUAUAAUUGAAUUUUCGAAAUGUUGUGUUUUUUGUUUGUUUACAAACGCAAACACCAAUGCACAAGACAUUUUUCCAAUUGAUUCGUUUUCGUGUUAUCUCUUGAUAAAAAUUCAUGGAAAUAACAUUUAUUUUUGUAUCAAAAGUCUUAGACACAGUUGAAAUCCAAAAAUAAACAAAAAACAUGUUCGUUUAAGAUUGAUUUUUAUUAGUUUCUGUUUAAAUAAAUUGGUUUUUUUGGUUGAAUUUAUCGGUAGAUAAUGCAUUUCCUCAUGAUGCCAACGCAUACAAUAAACAUUUCUUCUUAAUUCUCUUUCUUCGAAACCGAUUUUAACGCACAAUCGUUCACAUACAUAUAUAUAUAUUGAAAUACAAAAACAGAAAGCUAUUAUUGCAAAGAGAAAACAAAAACCCACAAAUAUUUGAAAAAUUUAAAUUUGAUUCGCAAUAAAUGGCCGAUGGGGCUGACAAACAUACACUCACACUUUAUCCGUAAAUACUGAAUUUUUUUCAACUUAUGAUGCAUAUAUAUUAACAUGAGAAGAUUUUAUAAAAUAUUAAAAUAUAUUUACCGAUAAGAUUACUAUCGAUUAACUUUAUAAAUUGUGUUAUGUGUACGUAGUUAAUUAGUCGUCAAAAUACCCACAGAUUAUUUCAAUAAAUAUUUAAAACGAAAAAAAAAUGAACAUCCAGGAUAUGCAACAAAUUUAAUUGUAGCAAACAGACACCUUAACAUUCACCUAUAUUCUUUUUUGACAUUUACAUUGACAAUGUAAUAGUGAUGACGAAUGGAAGAAAACCCUGUGCUUUCCAAAUGAAAUAAAAAUAAAAUAAUGAAAUGAAAUAAUACACAAAAUAGACCGUUCGAGAUUUUUAAUAAUUCAUUUACGUGCUUCAUUAAUCUAAAGACAAAGUAUUUAAAUAAACAUAUGUGUACUGUGUAGCAUUUGAUCUUAUAAUUAAUAUUUUUUAUUCCAUUUUCCAUUUUCCAUUUUUAGAAUUACAUUGAUAACAUCUUGUGCAAUCCUAUAAAGUAGUUAUUACAUUUUUUCGAUUCUAAGGAGAAUUAUAUUUCUCUGUCAAUCAAAUAAAAAUAGAGGACAAGAAAAAUGAGAGAAAAAACCUCAAAUUUUAUAACUAUGAAAAGUUCCAAGAACAUGUUUGAUUAACAUCACACAACACACAAACACAUACACAAAAAACUAAACACAAAAAAAAUCGUGACAAAGGUGCUCAUUUAAAAUAAAGAAAGAAAAACAAACCCAUCUCAUCUUAGAUCAAUUGAAGUAAUAAAUUAAUUUAUAAAACAAAAAACUUAUUGAUUGUAUAAAAAAGCUUCCGUCAAAACAAAAUAUUUAGAAAACCGUUUUAGGGAACUGAUUCAUGAAUAAAACGUGAAAAAGAGAGAGAAAAAUGAUUAAGAAAUAAUAGAAAAUACGACAACGAUUAUACAAAUAUUCAUCGAAUAAAUUUAAAUUUUUCAUAUAUUCGUGAAUAGUAUUCAUGUCAAAAGAGAACAACAAGAAUAAACAACAACAACAAAAUACUAACAAAAGCAAAGACAAGAAUAAAUAAUUGAACAAAAGAAAUUAAUUAAAAAAAAAAAAUUGCAAACGUAGACCAUCAAUAAGAUUGUGCGAAUUAUAAGUACGCUUAUAAAAACAUAAGGUAUUCUUAAGAAAGACGCAGUUUUCUCUCUGUAUUGAGCGUCACCGUGAAAAGUGUAUUUAAACAAAAACAAACAAAAAAAGUAUUCAAAAAUCAAGUAUUUAGAUACGUUUUAGUGAAUCAUGGGCAUUUCGAAUAUUAUUGCCAGCGACAAAUACUUCAAUUGGCUGAAAUGAUAUUGUAUUACAUUUUCCUGAUGACAUAAAAUAACAACAAAUUUUUUAUAUUCAAUGUUUGGAAUUUUACUUUUUUGGGCAAUAUCUGUAGCAUAAGUUGGCAACGCUUCCGAACUAUGAUUGCAUUUAAACAUAUUAGAUAAAAUUAACAAUGUAUGUUGUUUAGAAAUUACCAAACAAAAAUGGUAUUGAUUUAGACAAAUCUAGAAUAUUUGGAAAAUUAAACACUUACCAGCGCGAGAACUGAUCGAUAUAAUCACAGGAAAUUUAAAAUAAAAUUAAAAAAAAAAGAAACACCAAAUUUUCAUUGCAAAUUUUCAAACUAGUUCCGAUGUUUGUCUUAAUUUUGUAUGAAAAUUUUUCAUUAUUAGAUCAAUUUGUUUGAACAUUAUCAUCUCUAUUUUCGGAAGAAAAGCUUGAUUUUGUAAUCGAUGAUUUAGUCAAAAGAUUUGGCCAUGCGCUUCUUUAAUAUUUAAUUCAAUAUUCAAUUUGUACUUAUAUUUAACAUUGUUUUUGUCACACUUAUUUAUUCAAUAUUCAUUUCUGAUUUGAAAAUGAUACAUUUUUUUUGUAACACUCAACUAUUUUUUAAGUCACGCAAAUAAUAAAUCAUAUCUACUUGUACCAUUA
Molecule: messenger RNA, 4309 nt
Organism: Contarinia nasturtii (swede midge)
Lineage: Eukaryota; Metazoa; Arthropoda; Insecta; Diptera; Cecidomyiidae
Product: ELAV-like protein 3
Exons: 9
Coding region: 809-1810 (333 amino acids)
Cellular component (GO): ribonucleoprotein complex
Molecular function (GO): RNA binding
Source: RefSeq, a predicted model, not a curated record